Musa acuminata subsp. malaccensis (wild Malaysian banana) is the source of this 4937-nucleotide messenger RNA. Its product is annotated as protein HUA2-LIKE 3. The record is from RefSeq and is a predicted model, not a curated record. Lineage: Eukaryota; Viridiplantae; Streptophyta; Magnoliopsida; Zingiberales; Musaceae.
AAAGAUCCCGUCGCCGCUCCGCUUCUCUUGUAGACAUAAUAAUAGAGGGGUUCUUGUUGCUUGAGAGGCCACAUCGCCACCGGAACCGCCCCUCUCCUCCGGUGCCGCCGAUUCGAUGCCUGCGCGCCCCUCCGCCGACUGCCGAGCCCUGUCGCCCGUAGUAAGCUCUCCUUUUCUUUGCGAAGAGAGGAGGGGAGAUCUCCCUGGGCAGCCCCUCGGUCCCUUGUUCAGAUCCGGGAAUCGCAUGACCUAGCACUAGGCGGUCGGGUCGGCGGCUCUCGUUCUCGCGAUGGGGACCUCUCGGAGGAAGGGAUCUGGUAGAGCCGCCGCCGCCGUCUCACAGCAGCAGCAGUGGAAGGUCGGUGAUCUCGUCCUCGCCAAGAUGAGGGGCUUUCCGGCGUGGCCGGCCAUGAUUAGUGAACCAGAGAAGUGGGGCUUCUCUGCUGUGCGUAAGAAAUUGUUUGUUUACUUCUAUGGAACUAAACAAAUCGCCUUCUGCAAUUAUGCUGAUAUUGAAGCUUUCACCGAGGAGAAGAAGAAAUCUCUUUUGCUUAAGCGCCAGGGCAAAGGGGCUGAUUUUGUGCGAGCUGUUGAUGAGAUAAUUGAUAUUUAUGAAACUUUAAAGAAGCAGGAUCUGUAUGAAUCUAAUACAAGCAAUGAUGAUGUCGAGCCAUGUGCUGAAAAUCUGAAACUUGUAGGAACUAGAAGCAAUUCUUUUAGCUUUAGGAACCGUUUGGAACUUGGCUCACUUGUAGAUUCUGACCGUAAGUUAGAAACUGUCUGUGACAUGGAAGAAACCAAUGAUACUGUGGGUUCUGAAGAAGUUUCUGCAACCUCAACUGCAGAUGAUUCUCAAAAGGAUUUAGUGAUUGAUGAGCCACUUCAAAUGGUAACCGUUCUUGAUCAACUUAGACAAAACUCAUUAGGUGCUAGUAUUACUUCAAAGAAGAAAAGAUUUAGGGAUGAUUCCCAGGAUAGCUCAUUUUUACAGAAAAGUGUGCCAUCACGUAGGGGGUUUAAGAGUUCAUUGGUUGCUGAUUCCUCAAUAACUCAGGAGUCCACUUCAGUAUAUGAUUCUGAUCUAUCAGGUGAUUUGAUUCCUGAUGUGAUUCUUAGUGUGAAUGCAGAAAGCAAGACUAAGCAGCAUGCAUCUCAUACAUCUAAUUUUCAUGUCACGGAUGUGCCUUGUACUGCUAGUAUGCCUUCAAAUGGUUGCAGAGAGGAAACUGGUACUGAAAUUGUAGCAAAAGAUUAUGAGGCAUGUCAACUGAACAUAAGUGUUGUAGAAUCCAGUUGUCUUCAUGAAGCCUCUACAAAUGGAUGCUUGGGUGACAAAGAUAAGUUGAAUCGAAAUAUUGAACUCCCCACAAAAUCUUCUGUGCAUAAGAAAAUAAAAUCAAAUAGAAAACAAGUAAAUGAUGCUGCAGAAUGUGCUGUGUUGAACAAGGAUGAUGAUUUACAAGUUGUGUCUGGUUACAGUCCACCAAAUUCUUUCAACGCAAUGGAGGAAACAAAUCAGAAGGCAGAUGGAGAUGAACACCUUCCUCUGGUGAAGAGAGCUAGGGUCCGGAUGGGCAAACCGGUUGCAGAGGAGGCACAGCAUGGUGAGCUCAUCUGUGGUGAUGAAAAAUUGGAAACAUUAACCGUGGUGACUAGUUGUGACGAGCAGCAUACAUCCCCUACUUUUACAAAUACUAGUCUUCUCGAAGGGACAUUGUUAACAGGUAAAGAAGACUUAAAUUCGUCUGUACUAAACAAUUGCUCUCCACCUUCAGGAAAGGUCCUUAUGUUUUGGAAGGCCAAAAAUUAUCAAUUAAAGAAUUCCAUGCUAGAUGUUGAAGCCGCUUUGCCUCCAUCAAAGCGCCUACAUCGUGCUUUGGAAGCUAUGUCUGCUAAUGCUACUGAAGCUACAGAAAGUUGUACUGAAUCUACAAGGGCUAUAGAAGCUAAUAUCUUCAUGGCUUCUGAUGCAAAGUUCGGAAGCCCUGUAAGAUUGCGGAGCAUAUGCUCAUCUGACUGUGACACACAUGCAAUUAGUCAAUCAGGGUCAGUCACACAGAAUUUAGACAUUCCUUCUUUAUCUUCUUCAGAAGUAAAAACACAUGACAUUCUUGCCGACAUUGAAAUUGUUAGGAGCCCACAAAAUAAGGAUUGCAAUAAAAUUCUACAGAAUGUUGCUGAAUGCAAUGGAUUUAGUGUAUCCAAAGCUGUUGUUGGUAUUACUCAGAAGGAAAGUCCACAGCCAUGUUCUUCAAAGUUCACCGAAGAGGUUAAUGUCACACCCUCUGAUAAUUUGGCUGAUAAGGCACGUCUAUCAUUGGAUAAAACAAAUAAGGAUAUGAUGGAAAACAAGGAUGGAAACCACCAUGUUUGCAUGGACCACAUUAAUAGAGAUGAAAGUGUAGAACUUGUUGUACAUAAGCAGGAUGCUUUUUUAAAUGCUGAUGGGGGUAUUCACUUUGUGCCUCCUGAUGAAGCUGUUCUAACUGUAUCAGCUGCAGAUAUGGUUUCAAUAGCAAGCAGCACAUCCGGGGCCACAAUGUCUUCUUUUCAAUCUGAUGAAGACAGUCAAACUGUCACCAUGCAAGGUGCUGUUAAAGAAACUCAACACAGACAAACUCCAAAAGGUAGGUGUAUUUCUCCUGAUUUGAUGCCCAUGAAAGAACUGAUUGCUGCAGCUCAGGCCAAGCGAAUUUUGUCUCGCUCCACUUCCUUUUCUCACAGCUAUUUAGAUGGUAAAAUUGUUCCAGAUGCAAUAGUAAGCCCAUCUCUAGUCCAUAAAGGAGACUUUUCUGGGCAAGGUUUUCCUCCAAAUAGUUUGGUCAACAAUACAUCUACUGGCGAUGAUAUGAGCAAUUCAUCCCAGAAUGGCGGAAAAAUUUCUCACAUUAGUUUGCAACUGAAAUGCACAAACAGAUCUAACCAUGUAGAAGCAAAUGCAGCAUGGAAAACUUUUGAAGCUUUACUUUGUACACUGACUAGGACAAAAGAGAGCAUAGGCAGAGCAACACGGCUUGCAAUUGAUUGUGCUAAAUACGGGUUGGCUGCAGAGGUAAUUGAACUUCUUCUUCAAAACCUGGAAAAAGAACAGAGCUUGCACAAAAGGAUAGAUCUUUUCUUCCUUGUAGAUUCAAUUACUCAGUGUUCUAGGAGUCAGAAAGGUGGAGUGGGAGAUGUCUACCUCUCUCUUGUCCAAUCAGUGCUUUCACGUUUAUUAUCUGCUGCUGCACCUCAUGGAAAUGCUGCAUCCGAGAACCGCAGGCAAUGCAUUAAGGUUUUGAGAUUAUGGCUCGAAAGGAAAACCCUUCCAGAAUCAAUUGUUCGUCAUCACAUGAGAGAACUUGGCUUCACAAAUGAACUGUCAUAUAGUAGUAGUUCUUCUCGGCGUCCAUCAAGAACAGAGCGGGCUCUUAAUGAUCCUCUCAGGGAAAUGGAGGGAAUGCUUGUUGACGAGUAUGGAAGCAAUAGCAAUUUUCAACUUCCAUUCCUGGUGAAUACUAAUGUGCUAGAAGAUGAAGAAGGAAAUGCUUCUGAUGGGAAGAGUUUUGAGGCUGUUACUCCAGAAAGAUGUGCUGAAAUGGAUGGUGAGAAGGAGACAAUUCAAACUUCUAUAGAAAAGAAUCCCCAUGUCUUGGAAGAUGUGGAUGUUGAACUUGAGAUGGAAGAUGUAUCCCCUCCUGUGAAAAUGAACUCUUCAGGAUCUUAUACUAUUCACUCCCAUCAUCAGACUGAUCAGCAACAUUUAUUACCAUUUGCUCCGCCACUUCCGGAGGACAGGCCACCAUCUCCACCCCCUUUGCCAUCUUCUCCUCCUCCUCUGCCACCACCACCUCCUCUUGGUUCCCCCUGUUCAACCACACAUUCUGUUGUUCCACAGUGGCAAUCAGGAGUUCAUGCCCUUGCUGAUGCCAUUGAGUUGCACCUGCCUAGAACUGAUCCUAACAUGCAAAAUCAACAAUCCCAUUAUUUUAGCCAACAACCUUCUAAUCAAGAUGCCCAUUUGAUGUCCAGUAAGCCUGCGCCACAGUAUGGCCCCAGUUAUGGAUGUCUUCCUGGCGAGAUGCCACCACCUGCUUCUGUUCCCUAUGGCGGUGUCACUACUUCUCAUCCGUGCAAUCGGUAUCGGAAUGACUUUCAGCCAUUAGCCAGCACUUCUUUGAUGGACACCGGUUAUCGCUUGCGGCCACCUCCACCAACGGUUUCAAAUCAAUUUUCUUAUGUACAGGCUGAACCUCAACAAAGAGCACAUCCUUGGGGUAACUGUCCAUUUCCUGAGAGAUUUCAGUAUGCACAUGAGAGCCACAGGGGCAGUUUGCAUGGUGAUCAAGUGGCUACAGGGCAGUUGUAUCAGGAUGUUGUUGCAAGAAACAGAUUAUCUCCAGUGCUUCAGCCUGGUUCAUCUCUUGGUGACAAGGUUGGAGUAUCACCUGCUUCUCUUCCCCCCUAUGGUACGUCAGAACCCCCAUCAGUGACAUGUAAUAAUGGCUGGUCACAUCCUCCAAGGAUUUCAAAUUACUCUAUACCUACAUCAAGACCAUCAAUAGAGGGUGCAACUUCAAAAGUGGCAGGAGCAUGUGGCUACUGGAGACCAAGAUAAGAGUGCAGAUGGUAGGUUCAACAACUUGUCUUCUGUGGAAUCCUACUUUUGCAACCUGGAGUUAUCCCUUUUUUUUUUUUCGGAAAUACUCAUCUGUUUUGGAUGAAUAUGAGAUUCUUCCCUUUCCUGCUGGAAGAUGGGCCCAGUGAUCGGCCUCCUUGUAAAUAUUUAUUUUAGAAUUAUUCUGCAGAUGCAGAGGCAUAACAAGUAAUUGUGGCAGAGGCACAUCAUCUCUGUAGGCAGUCUUGUAUCAAUCUAUUUAUGGUAGAUUUAGUCGGAUAGUUUUAUACAUUACGACGAGAAGGAUCAAAGCACUUAUGUCCACCAAAGACUUCCUUUU